This is a messenger RNA of Naegleria gruberi, 1050 nucleotides long. RefSeq lists its product as uncharacterized. Lineage: Eukaryota; Heterolobosea; Eutetramitea; Acrasida; Naegleriidae. Bases 1 to 1050 code for a protein of 349 amino acids. Gene Ontology annotation, biological process: negative regulation of transcription by RNA polymerase II; negative regulation of phosphatase activity. The transcript has a single exon. Gene Ontology annotation, molecular function: transcription corepressor activity; chromatin binding; phosphatase inhibitor activity. The record is from RefSeq and is a predicted model, not a curated record.
AUGUUGCAAUCAUCAUCAAAGGGAACAUCGUCGUCAAAUAACAAUAAUUUGAACAAGAAGGAAUUGGAAAGACAAUUCACUGAAGUUGCUCUCAGACACCGAAAAGCUAUUCAAGACUAUGAAAAAACUCUCGAAGAAUACAAGGAAUUAUAUAAAACUCUCACCUUCAUUCCACAAAGUUUAAAACAAAGUUGUAUGAUACCGAUCGGAACACAUCAAUUGGCUUUCAUGCCUGGACAAUUGGUACAAACUAAUGAAAUUACAGUUUCGCUGGGAGAAAAUUACUUUAUUAAAACUUCUGCUUAUCAAGCUAGAGAAAUACUCAAGAGAAGAAUUAAAAAGGUGAUGGAAAAAUUGGAACAAGAGAGAAAAUUAUUACACACAGUUUAUGAAGGAAUUGGUCUGAGUAAACACUCGAAUAUUCUCAAGGAAGAACAAAAGAAAUCAAAGCGAGAGGAGGAAGAAUAUCAAGACAUGUCCGAAGCUACCAAGCUUGAACAAAUGUUUAGAGAAAUGGAGAUGAAUAGUAAUGGAUCAUUACCUGAUUUUUCAGAAAUGGAGGAUAUUGAAUUGCCAUAUAAUUCAAAGGGAAUGGAUCGGGAUGAAUUGUACUAUCGUCACAAAACAACAAGGAAGGAUGAAGAGGAUAUCUUGGAAAUUUUGGAAGAAUUAGAAAGAGAGGAAGCAACAGAUAUGAAGAAGGGUGGUGUGAAUAUUAACUUGAAUAAGCAUAUCGAAGAGGAGGAAGAUGAAGAAGAUGAAGGUGAAGAAUUUGGUGAAGAAGAAAAGAGACUCCAACAAGACAUUCUCAAAUAUUUCCAUAGAGCUACUGGUGGUGCAAGUACUGAGCCAAAACAACAACCAAAGAAGUCUCAACAACCACCAAAACAAUCUUCCUCCACCAUGAAAGAUACCACUUCAUUUAACAUUGUCGAAAGAGAUGCUUUACCAAGUCAAUCAUCGAUAUUUAAGGCCUCUCCAGGUAAUACCACACAUGAACAACCAAAGAAGGUGUCAAAAUUCAAACAAAGAAUGAUGGAAAAUAAAUAA